CAGAAAAAAAUAACCCAGAACAGGCCGCCAUGACCCGUUUUCGAUGGCGCAGAGGGCGGGCGGGGUUUCAAUAAGGUCCGGAGUGGGAGUGCACGUCCCGAUCAAGCUCAUACAGACAUAGGACCUUUCUUUCAUCCUCACCUUAUCGUUUAGACAUGGUAGCUACUCGUCUGUACAGCAAGGGCCGCGUUUUGGGUUACGAGCGUGCUAAGCGCAACCAGAACCCCAACACCUCUCUCAUCCAAAUUGAGGGUGUCCAGACCACCAAGGAUGCUCAAUUCUACCUUGGCAAGCGCAUUGCUUACGUCUACCGUGCCCAAAAGGCCGUCAACGGUUCCAAGAUCCGUGUCAUCUGGGGUCGCAUUGCCCGCACUCACGGUACCAACGGUGUCGUCAAGGCCCGUUUCCGCAACAACUUGCCCCCCAAGACCUUUGGUGCCAGCGUCCGCGUUAUGCUUUAUCCUUCCAACAUCUAAAUUUGCUGAAAGAUAACGAUGAACGUCCUUCUUUUUUCCACCGCGAGUUGGAUGGGUUCUUUUUUCUUGAUUGAAAAAUAAAAAAUCGCUCCUCCACCUCUAUUGUACCAAA
Radiomyces spectabilis is the source of this 588-nucleotide messenger RNA. Its product is annotated as ribosomal protein L35A. The record is from RefSeq and is a predicted model, not a curated record. Gene Ontology annotation, cellular component: ribosome; cytosolic large ribosomal subunit. Gene Ontology annotation, molecular function: structural constituent of ribosome. The transcript is spliced from 3 exons. Gene Ontology annotation, biological process: cytoplasmic translation; ribosomal large subunit biogenesis. Bases 156 to 476 code for a protein of 106 amino acids. Lineage: Eukaryota; Fungi; Mucoromycota; Mucoromycetes; Mucorales; Radiomycetaceae.